UGUUUUUCCAUCAUUUUUCUUUUAAAUUUUAGGAUCUGUUUGGUUCCACGUUUUUACAUCACUUGAUUAUUGUUUUUUAUCGUUUCUAAUUUCUUAUAUCUUUGAAGUAACAAAAACAAUACUAUUUUUUGGUUUUGAAAAAGAUUUUUUUUUGGUUCAAUUAAUUUUUUUUAAAAGAUUUGAAUCAUUAAACCUAGUGGCUACUGAUAUGCCAAUUGAGUUAGACUUGAUUUUGGUCUAAGAGUCCCGAAAUAGUAGUAAUUUCAUGUCUAAAAGUAUGUUUUGAGCUUUAAAUAAUGUCUCAUAUUUAUUAGACAUAAAAUUGAAAGCUCAAAAACUUACUAAAGACCGACCACUUUUAAACUAACUUACAUUUCAAACUUUUUUUUCUUUUCUAUAUAGAAAUGUGCUUUGUAAUUAAAAAAAUUUAAGUUCUUUUGAAAAAUAUAUUUUUACGUUGUUUACGUGUUAAUACAAUUUGUAGAGGGAAAGAGAAGAUGAGUAGACCGGGAGAUUGGAACUGUAGGUCGUGCCAGCACUUGAACUUCCAAAGGAGGGACAUGUGCCAGCGAUGCGGCGACCCGAAGAGCGGCGGCGGUGUCGGAAGAGGUGGGUCUGGUUUUGGGUAUGGAGGGUCGGAUGUGAGGCCCGGGGACUGGUACUGUAGCGUGGGAAAUUGUGGAGCUCACAAUUUUGCAAGUCGAUCAAGCUGCUUCAAAUGUGGGGCUUUUAAAGACGACAUGUCGGCUUUCGACUUUGAUAUUCCUCGUCCUAGUCCUAGAGGGAUUUCCCCAUAUGCUUUCGCUAGUCCCGCCCGUACUGCUGCCUCCGCUUGGAAGUCUGGUGACUGGAUUUGUGCCAGGUCGGGAUGCAAUGAACAUAACUUUGCAAGCAGGAUGGAGUGCUUUAGAUGCAGUGCUCCAAGAGACUCCUACUAACAAAACUAGCCAAGCCAAAAUCCUCCUUCAUCAUCAAGUUUUGGGUAUGCUUCCAACUGAGAAAAUUUCAAAGAGACUUCAUAACCUGCACUAGCUUUUCUUCUCUCUCUCUCUCUUUUUGUUUUUGGUUUUGUAACCUUUUCUUUUAUGAGUGAUGUUAAUUUCUGUGAUGAUAAAAAAUUGAGAUAUUGUCCAAAAAUCGAUCUUGGUUCUCUGUUUCCUUUAACAAAUUACUAGAAGUCGAGAGAUCAAUAGUUACUCAGAUAUCUCAAUUAGGU
Molecule: messenger RNA, 1216 nt
Organism: Benincasa hispida (wax gourd)
Lineage: Eukaryota; Viridiplantae; Streptophyta; Magnoliopsida; Cucurbitales; Cucurbitaceae
Source: RefSeq, a predicted model, not a curated record